AUGAAGAUGUCAGAAGAGGCGCAUGAUCGUCUCGAGGGUCGAGCGGACACUUUUGGAGGGCUAGAAAUUCGUAAAAAGAAGUCCGACGAUGAGAAGAAACCACACGUGGAAGGCAGAUCCGUACUUGGACUUGACCGACUGGCUCGUGCAAAGAAAGACGAGCAUUUAAGGAAAAGAAGCGAUGGUGGUGAAACUCCAGAUGUGGGAGUAACUGAUAGCGUUCGCCGAGGCAUUCAGAAAUAUCAAGCUGAGAAAUAUCGUGAUGAGCGCCGUGGUCUUGUGGCGGAUAGUAGAAAACGUGAUCGAGACCGAGAUCGUGACAGGAAAGAUCGCGAUGAUGACCGUCGUUCGAGAGAUCGUCGAGAAGACCGAAAGAGAUCCGAUCGGAGCGAUCGCCGUGAUGAGAAAAGAAAGCGUAAAGAAUACGAGACUCCAGACUUCAAGUAUUCAUGUUUACUUCUCAUAGGUCGGCAUUUCACGCCUUCGGCGUACGGGGCUGGGACCGACGAUGAUGGACCUGUGAAAAAAUCUUCAUGGGAUACACCGUCACCGAGAACAGUGUCGUCAUCUCGUCGAGGAGACUCCGAAAGAAGCGUUGGAAGCAUAUGGCGGAGCGAACGAGAUCGUCGUGAACAAGAGCAACGGAGGAAGCAUGCGCGUGGUGAAGAUACUAUCCGAUCCGUGAAGGAAGAAGGCUUCGAACCAAAGUUCCACGACGAUGCUGAGCGUGAACAGUGGGAAGCUGAGCAGAAGAUUAUCGAUCGUGAAUGGUACGAUAACGAUGGUGUCUAUGACGAGGAGUACAAUCCAUUUGCAAAGGUCAGCGAGGAAUUCGUAGAAAAACGUGAGAAACAGUGGCAAGAGAAAACUACGUCGGCGCGCCCUCGACUCACAUUAAAGCAGCAGUCUAUAAAACGGGAACACGAGCUUUGGGAAAACAACAGGCUCCAUAGAUCAGGUGUGGUUGCACUGACAGAUGACUUAUCUACCCUCUUCGAUGACGAAACAGAUGAGAACCGUGUCAAUUUGCUCGUCCAUAAUAUAGUUCCUCCGUUUCUCGAUGGUCGAAUUGUAUUUACCAAGCAAUCAAAACCCGUCAUUCCGGUAGUUGACACUACCUGUGACAUGGCCGUGGCGGCAGCUCGAGGGAGCAAAGUGGUACGACAGUUUCGAGAAUCGGAAGAAAGGAAAAAGGCUCAAGAGAAGCACUGGGAAUUGGCAGGUAGUAAGCUUGGCAAUAUAAUGGGUGUCAAGCAGAAGCCAGAUGAAAUGGAGGAUCCCGACAAAGAUGAUGCUAGUGAUUACAGGGAGUCUCACCAGUUUGCGUCGCACAUGAGUGAAAAAACUGAGGCUGUUUCCGAUUUCGCAAUGGAGAAGACAUUGAGGGUGAGCAUUCAUCCUAUGGCGUCCUUUCUAGGGAUCAUCGGCUGCACCCAACCACGUCGAGUUGCCGCUAUGAGUGUUGCCAAGCGCUGUGCCCUGAUGAAAUGCGCAUGUAGAGGCUUGGUCAAGAAGUUGGGUAUGCAAUCCGUUUCGAAGACUGUACGUAGCUGUCCAACAUUUACGAUACCUGGCCGUACGUUCCCUGUGGAAAUCUUCCACGCAAGAGCCCCGGUAAGAUUUUUUGUGAUGUUGAAAGUGUCAGUAGCGAAAAUCUUCCAACGUGCUCCUGGGGGCAUGCGAAAAUGUAUUGUGGCCACGAACAUCGCUGAGACAUCUCUAACCGUUGACGGUAUUCUGUUCGUGAUCGAUCCGGGUUUUUGUAAAAUGAAAGUCUACAACCCACGUAUUGGUAUGGAUGCUUUGCAGAUUUUCCCCGUGUCUCAAGCGUCAGCAAAUCAAAGAGCUGGUCGUGCUGGACGAACAGGACCAGGACAGUGCUUCCGUCUCUACACUGAGCGACAGUUCAAAGAGGAGUUGCUCGUGUCGACUGUCCCUGAAAUCCAACGAACGAAUCUGUCCAAUGUGGUGCUACUGCUGAAGUCUCUUGGUGUUGACGAUCUGCUUAAGUUCAUUUCAAAUGGACGCAGCGCACUCAAGACAAUAAUGCUUGAAUUCCAAUGUAUCAGGCCUCUGGAUCUCUUGAGCACUUCGACCAAUACUGGACAGCUGACGGAUCUUGGUAGGACCAUGGUUGAAUUUCCAUUGGAUCCAACUCUUUCGAAAAUGUUGAUCAUGUCUGAAUCGAUGGGAUGCAGUGAGGACACGUCAGUCUUAACGAUCGUAUCAAUGCUUUCUGUCCCGGCCAUAUUUUUCCGACCGAAAGGUAGGGAAGAUGAAGCUGAUGCGAAGAAGGAGAAGUUUCAGGUUCCAGAAUCAGAUCAUUUAACAUUUUUGAAUGUUUAUUUGCAAUGGAGGCAACACAAGUAUUCGGCCAGGUGGUGCGCGGAUAACUACAUGCCAUGCCAAAGCCCAUUAAAAAAGGUCCGUGAAGUGCGGGCUCAACUGAAAGAAAUCAUGCAAGAGCAGAAGAUCAAGAUUGUUUCUACUGGAAGUGACUGGGACGUAAUUCGAAAGUGUAUCUGUUCGGCGUAUUUCCACAAUGCUGGCAGGUUGAAAGGUAUCGGUGAAUAUGUUAACGUCCGUACAGGUAUUCCAUGUUUCCUGCAUCCGACGUCGGCGCUAUUUGGAAUGGGUUUCAUGCCCGAUUAUGUGGUCUAUCACGAAUUGGUGAUGACAGCCAAGGAAUACAUGCAGUGUGUAACAGCUGUGGAUGCUGUAUGGCUUGCUGAAUUGGGACCCAUGUUCUAUUCGGUGAAGGAGUCGAGGACGUCUAGGUCAGAGAAGCGUUUGGAAAGUGUACGUACAGCUGAGAGUAUGGAGGAAGAGAUGCGAUUGGCUCAAAAGGAGAUGCAACGACGGAAAGAGGAGUUCGAGAGGGUUUCUAAGCGACCAGACAGUGAACGAAUCGCGGAUAUGGAGCUACUUCCAACCGAGCUGUUGCAGAGGAUCGGUAUAUGCCUACCAUAUACUGAUCGGUUGAACCUAUCACUUGCCUGUUCUCGAAUUUUCACCGCUUUAGGUGUUCGGGCUGAUUUCGACAUUGUAACUUUGUUACUACUUCGUUCUGUGUUUACGGACGUCUUCUACCACGGCCGUCGAAUGUUCGCAUACAAAUCGGGAACUGUCCUGCACGCUCGACGUGGAGAGAAUGAUGACAGCUCCGUGGCUCUCUGCCAAUGUGAUCGUCACGACACCCACUCGCUGCUGUCGUUCGCCAUUCCCCAUCUUUUGAAAAGUGCCAAAUCAUUGGAGUUAGAAGACGAACUUUUACGUGAUCGGAUCAGAGACAGCCACUUCCACGAGCUGGUUACACGUUCGGCUUCUGCACCUCUGACCAGGUUCUGUUCUGUGGCUCGCUCUAUCCAACUGAGCGACCUAGGCGGCGUGAAACCGUGGACACUGGCGCAAUUGGCACAGUUUACGGAGCUUCAGGAGAUAACGGACAAGCUCGCCCGCUCUGUGGCUAGAUGUUGCCCUAACUUGGAAAAAGUAUUGUGUGUCUGGAUGCCCACUCGUAUCUGCUUUUUCCGCCCUUGCUUUGAUGGAAUCAGCAUUCUACGGGUGACUGCCAAAUGGCUGACGCAUGCAUGUGGAGAGUACAGGCAUUUGAAUGUAGAACAGGCUGAAUGUGGUCAGUUUCAGUUAAAUCGCUAUAUUCACAGCCCGUUGUUCAACAACCCCGAUGAAUGGCAGCUCACUCCGGCUGCCAUCAAUUUAGGCUAUGGAAAGCCAGCAGUAUUGGCUGAACAUAUAAAAGCCGUUUGUAUAUUAAUUUAUGUAUAA
Molecule: messenger RNA, 3786 nt
Organism: Cooperia oncophora
Lineage: Eukaryota; Metazoa; Nematoda; Chromadorea; Rhabditida; Trichostrongylidae
Source: the annotation of a GenBank genome assembly